Molecule: messenger RNA, 210 nt
Organism: Penicillium soppii
Lineage: Eukaryota; Fungi; Ascomycota; Eurotiomycetes; Eurotiales; Aspergillaceae
Exons: 1
Coding region: 1-210 (69 amino acids)
Source: RefSeq, a predicted model, not a curated record
AUGAGCUCCGAUCGGAAUCCAAAGUACCGACAGGAGAUCCAACAGGUGAGUUCAUUCGGUAUCUUUUUCGCUCGCUUCCUGUACUAUCUCUCGGUCUUCUCGUCUAUUGGGCGUCUAAAUGGUGUGGGUUUUGGAGGUUCUACGCUUCUCUUGAGCGCAUUGCACUUCGACUGGGCUUCCGAAUCCGCGUCUUUGCGCCAGGAAGGAUAG